AACUCUUUAUUUUCCGAGGUGACGUCCUGCUUAAGAUUGGGCAUGCGAAUGUCUUAGCAUGGACACUGCGGGAGCUCCUUCAACUGUUCCGCAACACCCCUAUCGGCACAAUCAUUCAAAUCCAGGUGUACAGAGAUUUUGUGAAGUUGCCCAGGAGAUGGGAAGCCGCUGUCAACAAUAUUCCUGAAAGGAAGGGGCCAGAGACAGAGGAGGUAUCAAGCUGUCCCAGCGAAGACACCUGGUCAAGCAGCGAAGGCUCCCACGAGGACAGUGACAUCGAGGACGGAGGCCACGCUGUUCGUUUUGAUGAGGACGACAUUUCCCCUCCAAAAUGGAUCCCUGAAGACCUGCAUGACUAUGAUAGGAAGAUGCAUACCUUGACUGUGGGUUCAGACAUUGGUUGUGACAUCAUGAUUCAUCUAGAUUUUGAUGCUGACUUACCAACAAUUAGAGAAACUGAAUGAACCCAUUACAUGUUCUCGUCUCACCUGCCAGGAGUUUUCCAUCUCUUGCAGCUGCACUUUUUUCCACCGGACCUACUAUCGGGAGGUAGGGCUCAUUUCGGAUGACAAUUAGACCCAAUCCAUCCUCUUGCAUCUGGAUAUUCGUCUUCACUGUUGUGGCUAGCGUAU
Molecule: messenger RNA, 632 nt
Organism: Pogona vitticeps (central bearded dragon)
Lineage: Eukaryota; Metazoa; Chordata; Lepidosauria; Squamata; Agamidae
Source: RefSeq, a predicted model, not a curated record